AUCCAUCUCACUUCAUAUCGCAGCCAUCGAUAUUAUCUCCGCAUCAACUGCGUCAGUAUCAGCUGGCUCUACUCGACCAGUCCAUUAAAUGUCCCUGAUUCAACACGUCUCGUCGAUUGAAGGCGUUGAUCGCGAGCCUGCCGCCGAUGCAGUGAUAUCACCAAGGAAGGCGGUACACCGGGUACUGAGCUACGAUGCUUUUCCUCGCCGCAACGAAGAUGAUUCGCAAUCCAGCGUUGCAGCAUACAAGGUUUUUGUGACUAAAAGAAUAGCUCAGGUAAUUGCAACUAUCUUGGCGUGUUGGGUGGCAUCAGGUAUUGUCUUUGGGUUCGCAGCGCUGAAACCGGUGCUCCUGUCAGAAGGUGUCUAUGAGUGGUUAUGUGAUAAGGACGAAUUAGAAAAUGGAGUCGAGGUCUGCUUCAAACAAGAGCUACAGCUCAACCUCUUCUUCACAAUCGCCUCCAUCACUGCAAAUGUUUCUGCUCUGCCGAUUGGGACGAUGCUUGACCGCUUUGGACCACGAUUUUGCAACCUUGCUGGCUGUCUCUUUCUCGCCGUCGGUAGUCUACUCAUGUAUUUGGCUUUCAGGAUACCCGAAUUCGAUGGCUACUUGAUUGGAAACUUCUUCUUGUCACUAGGAGGCACUUGCAUCUUCGUGCCAGCCUUUCAAAUUGCCAAUGCUUUCCCCAAGCACUCAGGUGUCAUCGUUGCACUAGUUACAGGAGCGUUCGAUGCAUCUGCUGCCGUAUUCCUAUUUUAUCGACUCGCGUACGAGGCUAGCGACCGCGGUUUACGACCCGAAUACUUCUUCUUGGGUUAUUUGUCCGUGCCAUUGGCCAUAUUCCUUACGCAAAUCUUCCUUCUACCAGCAAAACCAUACAAAACUGCGUCUCAGUUGGAAGAAAAAAUUGAAGCAGCACGAGAUUCUUCACGAGAUAUUCACGACUCGGAUGACGAAAUCUCGGACGCAAACGAAGUGGCAUCUUUACGAGCGGCGCGGCGCAAGAAGAGGCAAGCCAAGCUCAGGAAUAUCGACAAUGUUCUGGGUGGGCUUGAUGAACGACAGCAUCGCGAAGAGCAGGAAGAGGAGCGACAUGCCGCGGCGCGAGUCUGGGGAGUGCUUCACGGCGAGCCUAUCCAGAGACAGUUCAUGUCACCAUGGUUCAUUCUCAUCACACUGCUGACCGUGCUACAAAUGCUGCGCAUGAACUACUUCAUCGGCACUAUUCGCGCCCAGUAUGAAUACAUGCUAAACUCGGAGGCUUUGGCUCAGCAAAUCAACAACCUUUUUGACGCGGCACUCCCGGUUGGAGGAGUCAUAACCACGCCUUUCAUCGGCUUCUUGCUGGAUCACUUGAGUGUACCAAACACACUUACCCUGAUUGUUUUCUUGACUACAGCUGUCGGCGUGCUGAAUUGUUUGCCUUAUCUCUGGGCCGGCUAUGUGACGGUAAUACUGUUCGUUCUUUUGCGGCCGUUAUACUAUUCAGCCAUGUCGGACUAUGCAACCAAAGUUUUUGGUUUUUCGACGUUUGGCCGUAUCUACGGCGCAAUCAUUUGCAUUUCUGGCAUUAUCAGCUUUGCGCAAACUGGACUUGAUGCUUUGACGCAGGGGACAUUAAAAGGCAACCCGACUCCUAUCAACAUUGCUCUUGCGGUACUGACGUUUAUCAUCGGAACGAUUCUUGUAGUCUUCGUGAAGGUGGAGAGUCGACGUUGGCUGGCAGAAGGAGCAGAGUCGGAACGACAGGGAUUAUUAGAGGGGGUGGAAGAGGAGUCCGAAGAGGAAUACUAAUAUUUGCACUCAUAAGAAGCUGGAUAUAUUCUAAGAAUGCAUACUGUACAUGAAUAGUUAUAGAAUAACAUCAUCUGAUAGAGUAUCAGAUAGAUCGGACACCG
Talaromyces stipitatus ATCC 10500 is the source of this 1899-nucleotide messenger RNA. RefSeq names its product MFS transporter, putative. The record is from RefSeq and is a predicted model, not a curated record. Gene Ontology annotation, cellular component: fungal-type vacuole membrane. The coding region runs from base 89 to 1795 and encodes 568 amino acids. Lineage: Eukaryota; Fungi; Ascomycota; Eurotiomycetes; Eurotiales; Trichocomaceae. Gene Ontology annotation, biological process: transmembrane transport. The transcript is spliced from 4 exons. Gene Ontology annotation, molecular function: transmembrane transporter activity.